Messenger RNA from Leptopilina boulardi, 2223 nucleotides. RefSeq lists its product as uncharacterized. Gene Ontology annotation, biological process: DNA replication. The record is from RefSeq and is a predicted model, not a curated record. Lineage: Eukaryota; Metazoa; Arthropoda; Insecta; Hymenoptera; Figitidae. Gene Ontology annotation, molecular function: DNA-directed DNA polymerase activity; nucleotide binding; DNA binding. Bases 1 to 2223 code for a protein of 740 amino acids. The transcript is spliced from 4 exons.
AUGUCGAAGGUACGAGAUCAUGUACCGAAUAAAAAUAAUGGCGAUGAAAGUAAUUCUUUUGGAGAACCCACAAUUUUCAUUUUUUAUGACUUUGAGGCACAGCAAGAUAAAUCCAUGAAAACCGAUAGUUCAAUAAAUAUUCAUAAAGUAAAUCUCUGUGUUGCUCAACAAGUUUGCUCUUGGUGCAUUGAUGAACCAGACAUAACAAAACCUUGCAAUCAAUGUGGGUUGGUUAGAGAAUUUGUUUUCAAAGGAGAAAGAAAGGGUACAUUUCCUCAUUUAUUUAAUACACCUGAAAAUGAAAGCUAUUCAGGUACUUUACCAGAUAUUAAAUUUUAUUCGCCUGACACAAUGUCAGACACUAAACGAAAAGAAUUCAUUGAAUGUGAGGCUAAAACUAUAGCCUCAGCUUGUAAUAGAUACUACCGUAAAAUGUGUUUACAAGAAAACACAAUAGGUAUUAUUCCAAGAGGAGGUUAUAGAUUGAGAGAUAAUCACUCUCGAAAAUCUUUAGAAUGGCUUUUGUUCAUGGAACGUGAGCGAGGGGUUUCUAUUACUCACGCAGGUAGAGGUAGAGAAUACAGACUAAUUGAAGGACCGAUAGUUGAUGGUUAUUAUGAGCAUAACGGCAUUCGUUAUGUUUUUCAAUAUCAUGGAUGUUUUUGGCAUGGGUGUCCAGAAUGUUUUUCAACUAAUCGUGAUGUCAAAAUAGGUCAAUCUGAAACCUCUAUGAAUGACCGGUAUAAUCGGACUCUCGCAAUUCGAGAUAAAAUUAAACGUAAUGGGUAUGAGGUCAUUGAGAUUUGGGAGUGUCAGUUUGAUAGGGAAAUAUCAAAUAACGCAGAGUUAAAAGAUUUUUUUAAAAAUCACCCAAUUUUAAAGAAUAAUAAAGUACUAAACCCUCGAGAUGCUUUCUAUGGAGGUCGUACAGGAAAUACUAGAUCUUUUUAUGAGAUUAAAGAAGGCGAAAAAAUUGAAUAUAAAGACAUUUGUUCUUUAUAUCCGUAUAUAUGUAAAACUGGUAAAUUUCCUGUUGGACAUCCAAAGCUAUACAUUGGUGAAGGAGAAUGUAAACAAUUCACUGGAACUGAGUAUGACAUUACCAAUGUAGAAGGUUUAGUACUUUGUCAAAUUUUACCUCCGCGUGAUUUGUACCAUCCACUUCUUCCAGUUCGACAACACGGAAAACUCAUGUUCCCUCUUUGUCGUACAUGUUGUGAAACUCUUGAAUCGAGUGAUUGCACUCAUGAAGAUGAGUCAUUACGUGUACUUGAAGGAACUUGGGUUUCUGAUGAAUUAAAAGCAGCUGUAAAUCUUGGUUAUAAAAUAGUAAAAAUUUAUGAAAUCUGGCAAUAUGAUAUUGUACAAUAUGAUCCAGCUACUCGCGAAGGAAGCUUGUUAGUUUCUUAUAUAAAUAACUUUUUAAAAAUUAAACAAGAAGCAAGUUGUUGGCCAUCAUAUUGUACAGAUGAACAAUCUAAACUUAAUUAUAUUCAAAAUUAUGAACAGGAAGAAGGGAUAAAAUUAGACCCUAUUAAAAUACAUAAAAAUCCAGGGUUACGUUCUGUUGCGAAACUCUGUCUCAAUUCCUUCUGGGGCAAAUUCGGUCAACGUGAUAAUUUACCACAAACUACAAUUGUAGAAACACGUGAUGAAUUAUUACGUUUACUUCAUAACCCUGAGGUUGAGAUCAAUGACAUUGUCCCUGUAAACGAUGAUAUUGUCUACGUCUGUUGGGUAAAAAGGUCCGAAGCAAUAACACCUGCUCCAAACACAACUGUUGUUAUUGCUGCAUACACAACUACACAAGCUCGUCUAAAGUUAUAUAAUUACCUGCAUAAGUUGGAUAGACGGGUGUUAUAUUACGAUACAGAUUCUUGCAUUUAUGUAAACAGUGGUAAUCCUACAGAAUAUAUACCCCCUGUGGGCUCUUUGUUAGGAGAUUUAACGGAUGAAGUUGAAAAAGAUUACGGAGCAGGUAGUUAUAUUAAUGCUUUUAUUUCUGGCGGACCUAAAUUUUACGCCUACAGUGUUCGAAAAUCUGAUGGUACCGAGUCCACGGCACUUUUAACGAGGAACAAUAGUUGGUCCUACGUCGCAGGUGAGAAAAUCAAACCAGAGGUAAGUGGCGAUGGUGACACUCGCGUUCAGUCACAGGCAGCGCACGACAGAUGGGUCUCGGAGGAUCGUUUGGCAAAAUCCGAUCUAAUUAUAUCUACAUAG